UGUUUAUACCUAUUUCGCAGAUCGCGCGUGCAAUAUUACACUUAAUCUGUGAAGAGACAAAGUCUACUAGGGGUUACUUUAGCGCAUUACUACAAAAGCGCGUCGCCAUGUUUGGCAUGAACCUUGGCAUGAACAGCACCUCAAAAUGCCGGCACAGCACGAGCACGUAGAAAGUAGCCAAGAUAGUAAGCAUGAAGUUGUGCUUGACACUGAUGAUGAUUUCUUAUAUGGAGAGCGUUUGGCUGGAGACAAUAUUCCCGAGACAGGCGAGGAAACCAUAGAUUCAUCUAUUCGCACAUAUCGGCAUCCGUCAGAAAAGUCUCAACCAAGUGUACCCAUCAGCUCUGUGUCAAGAAUGCCUGAAGUAGUUGAUGACUAUGUGAGGAACUUCCUGCACCGUAUGGGAAUGAAGAAGACACUAGGCUGCUUUCAAACCGAGUGGUACGAGUUUCAGAGUAGAGGAAAUAUUCCAAAAGAGGAACUGACCUCAGUACCAGAUGCCUAUCACCAAAACCAGUUGCUGCACGAACAGUUACAGCAUAUCAGCAAGGAGUUACAGCGAUCACAAGUAACAUGCUCCAAAGCUCAGGAGGAAUGUGUUAAGCUGCGAAAAGAGAGAGAUUACAGCCGUAUGCACCACAAGCGCUUGGAACAAAAUAAAGAAAGACUUGUUGCUGAGAUACAGAGACUGAAAAAGCAUUGUUCUACUUAUGAACCAAGCAUACAAGAAAUGAAAAAAAAGUAUGAAGCCGCUAUGAAGGAGAAAACGCUCACAAAGUUGGAGUUAGAGAAAACCCUUAGCCACAUCACAAGUUUGCAAAAUUCCAUGGGAAUAUUUGAUGCAAGCAAUAUAGAAUUUGACACAAAAGACGAGAGUUGUAUUCCACACUACUUGAUGCCUAUAGGCCAGACUACACGGAGUCAGCAUGUGAAAAGGGCACAGGAGAAAUCUCCAUCAAAGUGUGAACCUAAUGUUGUGCAAUUUCUGAAAGAUGUGAUCAACCCUCACCAACAUCGUGAUAUUCAUCCAGCUCCUAACCUAUCAACUGCAGAAGGCUUUAGACCUAAUAAGACAAUACAGGCACACAAAGUGGCAAUUAGUGGAAUCGCACUUCACCCCAAGGAGCAAGUUCUUGCUACAGUUAGCGAUGAUCAGAGCUGGAUGCUGUGGUCGUUACCAGAUGGUCAGCACAUCAUGACUGGAGAGGGCCAUUCAGACUGGAUCUCCGAUGUUGAUUUUAACCCAGAGGGUACCAUGAUAGCUACAUCAAGUGGAGAUUCGACGGUGAAGAUAUGGGACAUUAGUAGACAAGAUUACAUACUCCAGUUUACUGACCAUACUCAACCAGUAUGGAGUUGUGAGUGGCACUGUGGUGGUGAUGUCCUAAUAAGCUGCUCCAUGGAUAACACAGCUAAGAUCUGGGACAUUAAUAAUGAAAGAUGCCGUAGCACGUUACGUGGACAUGCCGAUUCUGUCAAUGGCAUAACGUUUCUUCCCUACUCCAAUAUUGUGUGCACGUGCUCUGCUGACAAAACAAUCUCUCUCUGGGAUGCUAGGACAGGAAUCUGUGCACAAACGUUUUAUGGUCACUUUCACUCAUGCAACCAUGUGACAUUUUCUCUGAAAGGAGACACUUUGGCCUCUUGUGACUCUUAUGGUGUGGUAAAGUUAUGGGAUGUGAGAACUGCAAGUGCUAUGGCAACAGUUGAUGUUGGACCCCAUCCAGCUAAUCAUGUAGCAUUUGACCCAUCUGGUUCUGUCUUGGCUGUAGCAAGCAACGAUGGAACCAUUAAGAUGUACCACAUCGCAACAGGAAAGGUGGACACGUUGCACAAUCACGAGGACUCGGUGAACUCUGUGCUGUUUGACAGGCUGGCUGGAGCAUACCUCGUCUCUGCCAGCCAUGACGCAACUAUUCGAAUUUGGUCAUGAUAACAGUUGCGAGGCUAUACUGUGUUGCUUUGUGGCAUAAAUGUUAACUGUACUAUCAGAAAAUUGGUAGUACUGGGGUACAAAAGUCAACCCGAGUGCACCUCUGAUUAUUAAAAAUCUGAUCUAACUAUAUAUUGUACUGUAUUACUUUGCAAGAUAACAUUGAACAUAUCACCCUUGAAUGUUGUCUUAUUAGAUAAAUAACUGUCAAUAUGGAUAACACCACGAUUACCUUCUGAGUUCU
Priapulus caudatus is the source of this 2177-nucleotide messenger RNA. RefSeq names its product sperm-associated antigen 16 protein-like. The record is from RefSeq and is a predicted model, not a curated record. NCBI's taxonomy places the organism in Eukaryota, Metazoa, Priapulida, Priapulimorpha, Priapulimorphida, Priapulidae. Gene Ontology annotation, biological process: axoneme assembly. Gene Ontology annotation, molecular function: protein binding. Gene Ontology annotation, cellular component: axonemal central apparatus. The transcript is spliced from 16 exons. Bases 146 to 1933 code for a protein of 595 amino acids.